This is a messenger RNA of Paramecium pentaurelia, 348 nucleotides long. Lineage: Eukaryota; Ciliophora; Oligohymenophorea; Peniculida; Parameciidae. The record is from the annotation of a GenBank genome assembly.
AUGAAUAAUGAUGAUUAAGAUGAUUGGUAUGACUCUAAUCUCAAUGAAAAAGAAAUUGAAAGACAAAUUGCAUAAAAAGAUGAAUAAAUUAUGAUCAAUAAAUUAGAAAAUGAAGGUUAUAGAGAAGGAUUAGUACGUACAACUGAAGAAGAAGAAUAAAAUUUAAUUAAUAAAGGUUUUAAUGAUGGAUUCAUAGCAGCUAAACAUUAAUUUAAAGUUGAAUAGACUAUUGAUUUAGUUUUAUAAAAUUCUAAAUUGUUUUCAUAGAACAUAGUAUUCAAAUGUGAAUAAUUAAAAUAAUUGUAAAAUUAUGAUCAAGUUGAUUUAGAUCAAUUAUUAGGAAAUUGA